AUGGCCAGGCCGUGGAGGAGGCCCGGUGGGGCUUUCUGGACCGAGGGCCUGGCCUGGCACACGAGAGGACAGGUUUCUCAGUGGCGCCGUGCCAAGGGGUCCCAGGCCCAGGGCUGGUCCCUCACAGCUCCAGGUGAACCGCAGCUGAAAGGCAUCGUCACCAGGCUCUUCUGCAGGCAUGGCUAUUACCUCCAGGUGCACCCGGACGGCAGGAUUGACGGCGUGAGAGAGGAUGCCAACGGUUUUGCUCUCUUCAACCUGAUCCCGGUGGGGCUCCGCGUGGUCGCCAUCCAGAGCACGAAGUCGGGGCAGUACGUGGCCAUGAACGCCGAAGGCUACCUCUAUACCUCCGCUCACUUCACCGCUGAGUGCCGUUUCAAGGAGUGUGUCUUUGAAAACUAUUAUGUGAUGUAUUCUUCCACCCUGUACCGGCAGCGGGAAUCAGGACGGUCAUGGUAUUUGGGCAUCAACAAAGACGGGCAGGUGAUGAAGGGAAACCGAGUCAAGAAGACCAAAGCCGCCGCCCACUUCCUCCCCAAACUGCUGGAAGUGGCUUUGUAUCGUGAGCCGUCGCUGCACAACGUCGUUGAGUCAGUCCUGUCCAAGAAAGCAGAGGAGGAAGAUACGGCUGCUCCCCCCAUCAAAGAGAUAUCCAAGGCUGAAGCCACGUAGCCCUGAGGAUGGGGGGUGCGUCCUCUUCCUCCGCCCCCCCUCCUCUCCUCUCGUGUGCAUCCCAGGCACACACACCCCCC
Molecule: messenger RNA, 752 nt
Organism: Gekko japonicus
Lineage: Eukaryota; Metazoa; Chordata; Lepidosauria; Squamata; Gekkonidae
Gene: FGF11
Product: fibroblast growth factor 11
Exons: 5
Coding region: 1-672 (223 amino acids)
Biological process (GO): regulation of cell migration; positive regulation of cell population proliferation; positive regulation of protein phosphorylation
Cellular component (GO): cytoplasm
Molecular function (GO): fibroblast growth factor receptor binding; growth factor activity
Source: RefSeq, a predicted model, not a curated record